UAUUACAUGUAUUUGUUAUAUAUACAUUGUAUUUGAUAUCAUUCCUUUAUAAGUUAGAUAUUUGAUAUCAUUCCUUUAUUAGUUAAAUGUAUUUGAUAUUGUUCUUUUUUUAAUUGAUAUUUCAUAUUUUGCUCAUUUUUAAUGGAAGUUUUAAUUUGUAUAGCUUCUAUCUUUUAUAACCUUCAAAUAUGGUAUGUGAUUUAUUUAUAAGUGUCUCAUAACGAAUCAAACAUGGAAGGCGGUGCUAAAUCGAACAAAAAGUCUUCUGCUUUUUUAGUAAGAUGUUGUUUUCAACUUGUUACUUUAGUUUCUAGUCGUCACGUUAGAUUGUUUAUUUUGAUGAUUGUUAUACUGUGCAGCAUUGUUCCAUUUUUCGCAAUAGAUAUGCCGUUCUCUAAGCUGUAUGAAAGAUACCACACGCAGUCGGAAACCUUAAAUUGUGCUAAAAAAUUUAAUUCGCUACGGCUUUCAAAAGCAUUAAAGUACUUCAAUGAAUCAUAUUCUAAAACACCUUCUUCAUUCUAUAUUGAACGUUCACGUAGGGAACCAGAGAUUGUUGUUUGUAUUAUAACUGUGAGCCGUAGUAACUCGCGUCACGAAACUGGUUACCUAAUUCAAACUUCAUCUGUAAUAGACAGCAUUAUAAAAUCUGACACCACCUUUAAAAAUACACUCCUUUUUGUAUGCAAUGUUGACAGAAAUCCGAACAAGCACUUUGAUGCAAUGUUUGUUCAGUCAUACGUUCCCUAUGUUAAUAAAUACGGAUAUAACAGUUUUGGAAAAACUUUUUACAUCAAUAACUUUACUUCCAACCAUUCUGAUGCGUCUCGUAGGAGGGAAUUUGAAGAUUAUAUUUUCUGUCUGAAUGUAUCGAAAUCUUUUGGUUCACCGUAUGUAUUAAUGUUAGAAGAUGAUGUCCUUCCGUAUAAGAAUGUGUUUCAAAUUUUACAUUACACCAUCAAGCAGCAUAAUUUACAACAUUCUGAGCAUUUAGGAAAGAAAGUAGUUCCUGGGAGAGAGUUUGCAUUUCUAAAACUGUAUUAUCCAGAGCGAUGGCAGGGGUUUGCUAACGAAUUCGAUAAGAUCCUUGAACUUUUUAGCAUUGGUUCAUUAGGAGGGGCACUUAUGCUUUCAGUUGUUUUUCUGUUCCCUUCAAAUUCAGGCCUUUCAUACUCAUUGAAGUUGUUUUAUUUUAUAUUUGGUGCUUUUAUGACAAUGAUGUCAGUCCUUAUAAUUGGGCGACAUAAUGUGAUAUCCUUACGCAGAAUAUUGCCGCAAUUAUUUGUAUUUAAACCUACGCCAGGUUGUUGUACGCCUGCAAUGUUUUAUUCAUCAUCUGUUUUGAAUGACUUGAUGUAUCAUCUCAUGUUUCACUCUGAUAUCAACAAAGAUCUGGCAAUCAAUGAUUUUAUAAAACAGAACGAUAUUCCUGGGUAUAUAUUAGAACCAAAUUUAUUCCGACAUAUCGGAAUGUACACUUCACUUACAGAUGCCUAUAAACCACCAGUAGAGUUCAUUUUUGACAUGCCUUAAUAAUAUAUAAUAUGUAAUAUGUAAAAUUACAACAUGUCUCUUUUAUUCAGAAUUUCAAAAUGCGUGGUCAUUAUUAGAAGAUGUACACAAUCACCAUCGUGUAAAUAUAAAUAUAUGCUGAUGUGAUCAUAAGAUUUAUCACAUACCUCUGCCGAUUUUGCGACUCUGUAAAAAUGGUAUUGCACGACCGAGCAUAUUUUUUUAUAUGACCAUAUUUGCAUUAUACAAACAUAGUGUGAAGACGCGCUAAAUGUCAGUGUUAAACUGUAGGUGCGUCAAUGAAAAAUGACUCUUUUUUACUUUAAACAGUCUUUGUUUUUGGUAUGUGAUAAUUAGAAUAUUAAAUCCGUGUAAGUUCAUUACUGAAUUUAAUGAACCUGUUGAAUAAAAUAAUAUGCUUGCCAGAGGCUUGUAUAAUGUAAUUUUUUUCAACUUGCUCAAUACAUUCAGUAUUGAACUUACACUCAUUCAAUAAUGAUAACAAGUUCUUUUAACUAAGGAGAAUCAGUAUGAACAAAAUUUAUAUCCAAAAUGUAUCAAAUCUAUGUAUUAUGAAUGGUUUCUUUCAUUCCCAUUAGUAUUGUAAUAUUUUUGAUAUAUAAAGCAUGAAAAUACCCCCAACAAAUAACUAUGAUUGACUUUACAAAAAUAAGUUUUUAUCAUAUUUAGAUUUAAAGAUCCUGUAUGUUUUGUGAUUGAUAUUGUUACUGUGUGUAUGUAUACCACACUUACAAAAAAUUAUAUAUGUAUAAAAUUAUGCAAAUAAAACAAUUUUCAAACAUUGAAGAAUAUGUAAAAUGUGUACUGCAAAUAUUUGUGCACAUUAUAUUUAAUCAAUAAAUUACAUGCAUUCAUUUCUUAUUGGAAAAUUUGACUUAGAAUUUAUAGUAAAUAAAUUUCUAAUUACCUCCCUUUAUUUACAUGAAAUAUUAAACUGGGUAAUAUCUUUAAAAAUAAUGCUUAUUGGAACUUACAAAAUAGACAAAUCUUAAUUUGAGCAUUAUAUUAUUAUUAAACCGAGGGAGUAUAACAAGAACAGCUAUGUUAAUCAGCUAUGUAACUUCUUCAUGUAUAGGUGCAAAAUUGCAUUGCAAGCCAUGUUUUAAUAAACAUACUUUAUAGGAAGCUUUAAAUUUGGUCUAGUCUGACCUUACACUCAGGAUUUUGUUUUACUGAUGCAAACGUUCUAUGAUAUUUGCAUUAAACAGAUACAUAUGAUACAGUAUAUCAAAUAAGUUUAUUUUGGUAAUCAGAUUGUUAUUAUUUUAUAAAAAUGUUGUAUUAUGAUUUUAAAUAUUAUUUCAUGUUAUAUAUUGUAUAAAUAUUAUAAGUUCUACACAAUGCUUGAGUUACAUGUAGUUAUAACUAGCAGGUCUACCCUAGUCUUAUAUUGUUAUUAUGGAAGUAUAGUAAAAAAACAAGUAUAAUUGACUUGUUAGUUAAAUGUGUACUUAUUUGUGCAUACAAUUAAAGGGACUUGACUGAGGCUUUUUGACAUUUUUUUUCCAAGACUUUUGAUUUACUGUAUGAAGGUCUGAACCAAUAACUUGUGUGCAAAAUUUCAGAUUUUGGAUAUUUUGACCUGUUUCUGAUAAUUUACGUGCAUUGUAAGUACUGUCUGUUAUCUGUAAAUUAUUUUCUUUGUUCACUUCACAACAUUAUCCUAUUAAAAACAUUUUUAAAAUUUUCAUGAAAAUUAGCAUGAAUCUGGAGGCAUUCUACUUUAAAGUGAUUCCAUCUCUAUAAUGUAGAUGUGUUAGAUAUGUUCUAAUUUGAUUACACAAUCCUGUGUUGAACAAUCCUGUGUUCCAUUACAACAGUGUUUCAUUCAUAAUACUCUAUGUAAUUGUUUUGUUGUAUCAAUCAUGACCUCAAAGUUGUAUAUGUUAGUAUAAUGCCAUGCAUUAAGAGACUGAAAUGAGCCACGCCACAACAAAACCAACAUAGUGCGUUUGCGACCAGCAUGGAUCCAGACCAGCCUGCGCAUCUGCGCAGUCUGAUCAGGAUCCAUGCUGUUCGCUAUCAGUUUCUCUACUUGUAAAGGAGUUGGUAAGUGAACAGCAUGGAUCCUGAUCAGACUGCGCGGAUGCUGGUCACAAACGCACUAUGUUGGUUUUGUCAAGGUGCGGCUCAAAUGUUGUUGUGUUGAUGUACAGUAAACACUUCCUUAAUACGAACACUGCAUGUGUUCUAUAUAGCUGCAUUGUAAAAGCUAGUUGGUCAUAACCAAUACUCCAUGUCAUGCAUGUGUUCUACAUAUCUGUAAACACUGCCUUGUUAAAAAGAAUAGCACAUAUCAUAUAAGUUGGUCGGUCAUGUUGAACACUACUGAUAUUUAAAGCUUUAAUACUGUAAAGUUAUUCUUAAUACCUCAAAAUGUGUUCUUUUUACCUUUAACAUUGGGCAUGCUAUAAUGAACACCUCAGAUCAUACAAAAUGUGUUUUCUUUAUUCUACAAUGUACAAGUUAAUGGUAAACACCUAUUGAUUGUUAUCAUUAAUGUGUUUAUGUAUUUAUUAUCUUAACAGUUUAUCAUAAUCAUUUUAUUGUUUUCUUAUGUAAUGUUACCUCAGAAAAUUUUAUAAUUUGUUAUUAUUUAAAAAUAGUGUAUUUUUAUUUUACUAUUAAGUUAUUUUACUAUAUUGUAGCAUAAAUUAGAAAUAAUUGAAUCAAAUUAUUUGAACAAUAUGUAUUAAAAGUUUUGACAAUUUUCACUGUCUUUCAAAAGUUGUCAUAUAUGUAAUUAAAAUACUGUACAUUUGUAACGUCAUUUUUCAUUGGACAAUGGUGAUGUUUUAUAUUUUUUAUGUACUUGUCUGUGCAAAUUUGUGAAUUAAUUUUUUUUUUCAAUCAAAGUAUGCUUUUAAUUUCUUUAUAAAGCCUUUUUGCAGGUUUUAUUUCCUUGUAAAAACAGACAGUCGUUCACAAUAUUCCUCUGGCCUAACAACUCUGGCCAUAAAUGCACCCUUACCUGACAACCCUGGUCAUAAAUGCGCCUUGGCCUAACAACUCCGGUCAUUAAUGCACCUUGGCCUAACAACUCUGGUCAUAAAUGCUCCCUGGCCUAACAAUUCUGGUCAUAAAUGCACCUUGGCCUAACAACUCUGGUCAUAAAUGCACCCUGGCCUGACCACUAUGGUCAUAAAUGCACCCUAGCCUAACCACUCUGGUCAUAAAUGCACCCUGGCCUAACCACUCUGGUCAUAAAUGCACCCUGGCCUGACCAAGUAAUAAAUGCACCCUGGCCUGACCACUCUGGUCAUAAAUGCACCCUGGCCUAAACACUCUGGUCAUAAAUGCACCCUGGGCUAACCACUCUGGUCAUAAAUGCACCCUAGCCUAACCACUCUGGUCAGUGGUCAUAAAUGCACCUUGGCCUAAACACUCUGGUCAUAAAUGCACUCUGGCCAAACAACUCUAGUCAUAAGUUUAUACAAUUGCUAAUGUUUGGUAAUAAAACCUGCCAAAAAUCUUUAUAAUAGUCUGGUUUGAAUUCAAUUAAUUUCGUGGGCAUGAAAUUUUGUUGUUUUGUCACAAAAAACAUUUUUGUGGGUUCCUCAGUUGAUGGACUGUUUGUUUUUUCCGAAAGGUAAAAUGUAAAUAGUGUGAUGCAAAAUUAUCUUACCGCAUACAAAAUGAAAUUCUGUUACAUCUUAAAUUUGUGGAUAGACCUAACCAUGAAAAUCGCAAAAAUUAGUUCCCUACAAAUAAAAAUGAUUUUUCAGUAUAUAAAUAAUAUAAUAUUUGUUUUAUACUAUUUAUAUGUUUUAAAGGAUUUAAUCCAAAUUAUGUUAUGUACGGGUGCUUUCUUCACCACCUUACCUUUUCUAGUUAUUCGUAUAAUGUUCCUUGCAAUUCUUGCCAGUUUACCAAUUCUUUUUUAAAAUGGAUUAGAAAUGUUAUUUGAUAUCAUUUUAUAACAUAACUAUCUCUCAAAUAUCAUAUUUACUCCUAUUUUAUCAAAAUUGGUAUAUAAAUUUUCACUGUCUCAAGUAUACAUUUAAAUUAGUAUAGUUUUAGUGUUUUACCACAUGAAUCAUUCAUAAUAUUCAUAAUAUUACUGUGUAGUUAAUACUAUGUUUAUUAAAAAUCAGAUAUAAUUAUAGGUCUUCAAUACGUCUCCCUUAUGCAUGUUUUAAAUAUAUAAUUAUAUUCUAGCAUUUUAUUGUUACUAAAUGGUCAUUUAUUUAAUGAAUACUACCAUAAUCAAAUAUUUCAAGGAUGUUUUAAGUACAGAAGUACAUGUAUACAUAUGCUCAAACAUUUUAUAGUAUUAAUUUUUUUUUCAGUACAAUCAUGACAUUGCCCUUGCAGUUUUGGCUAUAUCUGACAAUAUGUCUGACAGUUGCUUGCUUUAAUUAUUUCUUAUGAUAUUAAGAUUAAUUACAUGUUUAUUAUAUUUUCUGCAUUUUAUCAUUCCACUUUGUGACGUUUUAGCAAUCCAAUUUAUGGCAUUUUAGCAUUCCAAUUUGUGGCAUUUUAGCAUUCCAAUUUGUGGCAUUUUAGCAUUCCAAUUUGUUGCAUUUUAGCAUUCCAAUUUGUGGCAUUUUAGCAUUCCAAUUUGUGGCAUUUUAGCAUUCCAAUUUGUUGCAUUUUAGCAUUCCAAUUUGUUGCAUUUAAGCAUUUGUGACAUUUCAUGAUAUAUAAGUAUUAUGAUAUUUUAUAUAACAAAAACUCUAUUGACAAUUAUUAUUAACAGACACAGUCAGGCUGUUAAAACAGUUGAAACACAGGUUUGACUAUAGUACCAAAUUAAAAUCUUGUUUGACUGUAGCACUUAGUUCUUAAAAACAGGUUUGACUGUAGUACUGAUUAGUUAUUAAAAAAACAGGUUUGACUGUUGUACUAAAUAGUUAUAAAAACAGGUUUUAUUGUAAUACUGAAUAGUUGUUAAAACCAGGUUUGACUGUAGCACUGAAUAAAACAGGUCUGACUGUAGCACUUAAUACUUAAAAACAGUUCUGACUGAAGCACUUAAUACUUAAAAACAGGUCUGACUGUAGCACUAAAUAUUUAAAAUCUAGUCUGACUGUAGUAUUUAAUACUUAAAAAUAGGUCUGACUGUAGCACUAAAUAUUUAAAAUCAGGUCUGACUGUAGCACUAAAUAUUUAAAAUCUAGUCUGACUGUAGUAUUUAAUACUUAAAAAUAGGUCUGACUGUAGCACUAAAUAUUUAAAAUCAGGUCUGACUGUAGCACUAAAUAUUUAAAAUCUAGUCUGACUGUAGUGUUUAAUACUUAAAAAUAGGUCUGACUGUAGCACUAAAUAUUUAAAAUCAGGUCUGACUGUAGCACUUAAUACUUAAAAACAGGUCUGACUGUAGCACUAAAUAUUAAAAAUCAGGUCUGACUGUAGCACUUAAUACUUAAAAACAGGUCUGACUGUAGCACUAAAUAUUUAAAAUCAGGUCUGACUGUAGCACUUAAUACUUAAAAACAGGUCUGACUGUAGCACUAAAUAUUUAAAAUCAGGUCUGACUGUAGCACUUAAAAACAGGUACUCAAUGCUUCAAGCAGGAUUGAUUGUUGUUAAAAAAGAUAAAACAAAUUAAAUUGUUAGCCUACAUUGCUUUAAACAGGGUUGUCUGUACUCUUUGCAGGGUUUGUACAGUGUGAAUAGUGCUUAAAUGCCUAGAUAGGUUAAACAGGUUAAACUGUAGUUCUUAAUAGUUUAAACAGGUUUAAAUGCAGACCUAAAAAGACUGGUUUGACUGUGGUCUUCAAUUGAUUAAAAAUUUGGCUGAAGUCAUAAACUGUUAAACAAAGUUUUACUGUAGUGCUAAAUACUAGUCAUUAAGAACAGGGUUUAAUGUUGUCUUAGAUUAUCUAUUUAACUUUAAAAUUUGUUUAUGUUAAUUAAUGUUUAUGAAAUAAGAAGUGACACCACCGAUUAGCUAUUUUAUAUGUUUAUUACUUUUAUACAUACAGUUCAAAUGUUGUUACAAGUUGUAAAACAUCAGUGGAUAUUCAUUGUAGUUACCUCAGUAGCUUAGAAUAUUUUUUGUACCCUUACAUUUAGAGUUGUUAACCAAAAAACAGUUAAUCUGUUGGCAUAUACCUCAUUUAACUUUUUAUCUGCCAAUCUAUCUUCAACCUUUGCCUGAACCAAAAGUGAUUAGCAUUUGCUACCAAUAUAGAUCCAGGCCAGGCUGAAUGUGAAGUUUGACAAGGCUCUAUACUGUUGGCUGAGUAACUUUAAAAUUUUCAUCUUCAUAUCCCUUAAAAGCCUAAAUUUGUUAAUAUACAUUUCCAUGACAUGUGCAUUUAAGAAGUUAAGCAGUUUAAGGGUCCAACACAGACUGGGUGAUGAUUAAUAUUUAAAACAAGAUGCAUUUUUGUAAGUCUAUAUUAUAAUGGGCAUUUAUUGUUAUUAAUGGUUAUUUAUAUUUAGGAACAGAUAUGUAUAUUAUACAUAGAGUACUUUCUGUUGUUUAUAUGUCUUUCCUUUAUUAUUGUUAACUGUAUCCGGAAUAAAAUGAAUAUAAA
Molecule: messenger RNA, 8018 nt
Organism: Ruditapes philippinarum (Manila clam)
Lineage: Eukaryota; Metazoa; Mollusca; Bivalvia; Venerida; Veneridae
Product: post-GPI attachment to proteins factor 4-like
Exons: 1
Coding region: 232-1533 (433 amino acids)
Biological process (GO): GPI anchor biosynthetic process
Cellular component (GO): Golgi membrane
Molecular function (GO): glycosyltransferase activity
Source: RefSeq, a predicted model, not a curated record